This is a messenger RNA of Cutaneotrichosporon oleaginosum, 983 nucleotides long. Lineage: Eukaryota; Fungi; Basidiomycota; Tremellomycetes; Trichosporonales; Trichosporonaceae. The record is from RefSeq and is a predicted model, not a curated record.
GCGGUGCGACGUCACAUCGUCGGACGUCGUCCCAGCGCUCGCAUUCUAUCCAGGUCAGACUACAAGACACGUCUAGCCGUUCUGUUCUCUUCAUCUUCACCACCAUGGCAGACGACGUAGGCACGCUCAUCCGCGAGGUCCUCCCCCCUGUGCCCGAUGCCCUGCGCACCAAGUACGCGCCGCUCUUCACGACCGACGACGUGGGACCCCUCGACGCCGUCCUGGAGAAGGAGUAUCCCGAAGCGACGCGCCGCCGCCGCGCGCUCCCCGCCACGCUCGCGGCCUUCUCGGACCUCAGCGACCAAGCGGCCAUCGACGCCUGGCUCACGCAGUACGCCGCGGGCGUCAAGGCCAUCCACAACCCCGAUACAAAGUACGACACGUACCUCCCGAGCUGCUUCUAUGCGUGGCUUGCGCGCGAGGGCGACCACGACCUUAGUCACAACUGGAGCGAGGCGCUCGCCGUCGCGGGCCAGCGUGACGUCUCGUACACCGAUAGCCAGUUCUUCUUCCCCGUCGCGCUCGACGACCGCUGGGCCCUCGUGCACAUCAGCUACGUCGAGGACCGCGUGACGCUGUUCGACCCGGCCGGCGACGGUGAAGAGGUCUUGGACGUGGUGCAAGCACACAUCGCGGCGGCGGACAAGGCGCACUACGGCAAGACGCACCGUCUCGGCGCGCAUGUCCUUUCCUGCGGGCGCGUGUCCAAGGCCAACUCGGCGCUCGUGGUGUGCGCCGCGCUCGAGGUCUUCCCGUCCCGCCACUACCGCGACGAGCGGAGCGCCGCGUUCGACCGCCUCGCCGAGGCCAUCGAGGCCGACACGCCGCUCGCGGAGCUCGUCGGCGCCCAAGUCGAUGUGGGGGGACAGAGGGCGAGCGUGCGCGGAGGUAUCCGUGCUGCGCUGCUUGACCGCGCCAAGUUUACGUGGGCGACAGGCGUGCCUGUGAAUGCUGAGGGCAUCGCGGUGCUCGCGAAGGCGUAG